CUUCUCACGCUCUCCCCUCCGCGCUUCCAGCAGGUUGAAAAGUAGUCCCCCGGGGCCGGCCGCGGUGAUUGGCGAUCGGCGAUCGGCGGAUGGUUUGGGCGGCAGACGGUGGGCGGGGCGGCGUGUGUAAAUGGAUGGAGUGGCGUCUGACCGCCAGGGCUACCCUCUCCACACGUGCGCCACCGAGAUGUUAUCCAACCCCAAGGGGAAAUGUGGGAGGUAAAAAGACCUUCCGCGGUGUACAGCACCCCCACCUCGACCCGGAAACAAAAUCUUUUUUUUUUUUUUUUUUAAACUGUUCGCCCGCUGGAGGAGUGAGAGGCAUUGACGUGUCGGGAAGCCUGGACGGCUUCUAGCGUUGCUAAGCGACGAGGCGGGGGAGUCAGCGCGUUCUCGGGCCGCUGGGGGGACCUGAGGAAUCCGUGGCUGCAGCUGCUCCGAGGAGACUCUGCCCCGAGCCAGCGCGCCGCGCCCUCCCGCGCCCCCCUCCCGGGGACCCCGCACCCCAGCGAGUGUCCGGCGGCGAAGUGAGGGGUCUGCGGGGCGCCCCGCCGGAGGCUCCGGAGCCGCGCGUCUCCCCCACUCCGGAGGCAGGACAGAGAUUCCUUCUGCUAUCAGAUGUCUUUCUGCUUGACUGAAUUGCACCUGUGGUCUUUGAAGAAUACCUUACACAUUGGGGAUAGAGAUAUUGGGAUAUACCAGUAUUAUGACAAGAAGGAUCAACCAGUAUCAGCGACAGAGCAUGGUAACUUAGAAGCAAAGCAGAAACUGGCAGAAUCACGAGAUUAUCCGUGGACGCUCAAAAACAGACGCCCAGAAAAACUUCGAGACUCACUCAAGGAGUUGGAGGAGCUGAUGCAAAACAGUCAGUGUGUGCUGAGCAAAUGGAAGAACAAAUAUGUCUGUCAGCUCCUUUUUGGUUCAGGUGUGCUGGUGUCCCUAGGCCUUUCUGGGCCGCAGCUGGAGAAAGUGGUGAUUGACAGAAGCCUGGUGGGGAAGCUCAUCUCAGACACCAUCAGUGAUGCUCUUCUCACAGACAGCUUUAUCAUCUUAUCAUUUCUGGCACAAAACAAACUAUGUUUUAUUCAGUUUACCAAGAAGAUGGGUUCUCCCGAUAUAAACAAAAGAUUGGAAAAACUCUCAGCUUUGGAUUAUAAGAUUUCCUAUUAUGACAUUCCUGGCCCAGUAAACAGGACAACAGAGCGUCGGCUAGCCAUCAAUAGUACCCAGGAUACAGUUAUUUGCUGGUGGCCACUGAUCAGUGAUGAUGCUUGGCCAUGGGCCCCUAUCUCUUCUGAGAAGGACAGGGCCAAUCUGCUGCUCCUGGGUUAUGCUCAAGGAAGACUGGAGGUUCUGAGUUCCGUCCGCACGGAAUGGGAUCCACUGGAUGUUUGUUUUGGCACCAAACAGACCUACCAGGUGCUGACCGUGGAGCGCUCCCUCAGUGCCGACAAAGAGCCCAUGGCUGACAGCUGCAUCUAUGAAUGUGUUCGGAACAAAAUCCAGUGCGUCUCCGUCACCAGAAUACCACUAAGGUCCAAGGCCAUUAGCUGCUGCAGGAAUGUUACUGAGGACAAACUGAUUCUGGGCUGUGAAGAUUCCUCAGUGAUUCUUUAUGACACUCACCGUAGAGUGACUCUCUUAGCCCAGGCUGAACUUUUGCCUUCAUUAAUGAGCUGCCACCCGGGUGGCACCAUUCUGCUAGUUGGCAGCAUCCAAGGAGAGCUGCAAAUUUUUGAUAUGGCUCUCUCCCCUAUUAACAUCCAGCUCCUGGCCGAAGACCGCUCACCCAAGGAGACACUGCAGUUCAGUAUGUUUUUCAGUGUUUCCAGCAGUCUCGUCCAAAUGCAGUGGGUAGCUCCACAGGUGGUUUCUCAAAAGCCCGAAAGUGAGGACAUCUGUGACCUCCUCUUCCUCAAGUUCAACAGAGGACCUAUGGGUGUUCUUUUAUUUAAACUUGGUAUCUUCACUCGAGGACAGCUGGGCCUGGUAGACGUUGUCUCCCAGUACAUUCACUACGACCAGGUCUGUGAGGCGAUAAGCAUCCUGAGCAGCAUGAACUGGGACACACUGGGCCACCAGUGCUUCGUCAGCAUGAGCGCCAUCGUGAACCACCUUCUCAGACAAAAGCUUACCCCAGAGAGAGAAGCACAGCUCGAGGCAAGCCUUGGAACCUUCUAUGCGCCAACAAGACCACUCCUGGACACAACUAUAUUGGAAUACAGAGACCAAGUCAGCAAAUAUGCCAGGAGAUUCUUCCACCACUUGCUCAGGUACCAGAGAUUCGAAAAGGCAUUUCUGUUAGCUGUUGACAUCGGUGCCCGAGACCUGUUUAUGGACAUCCAUUACCUUGCACUAGAUAAGGGUGAAUUGGCACUAGCUGAAGUGGCAAGAAAAAGAGCUCGAGACAUUGAUGCAGAAUCAAUAACCUCUGGAGUAGAACUCCUGGGACCUUUAGACAGAGGGGACCUGCUAAAUGAAGCAUUUGUUGGCCUGUCUUUAACACAUCAAGAAGACGACACAUUUCCAGAAAAACUCCCUCCCUUUUGUUCAGUCCACAGACAUAUUAAUCAACAAAGAACACUGAAUGUCUCCUCUAGCAGACAAGUAUUUGACAGAAGGAAUGAGCUUGACAAAGACGCCUGUGCUGAAGCUUUCCCGGAUAAGGCCUGUUUUAAGAGAGGUAAUGAAGGAGAAAUAAGAGAAGACUGCAUAGGGCAGGAAAUUGGAGAUGGUGGUUCUCUCAGAUUGAUUCACUUUGGUUUGGUGUAAAUAAUAUGAAAUUUGUGUUUUACUUACUAAAAACCUCCCUGUAUGGAUUAAAAAGAGGAAAGACUGUAUAAAUUAGUUAAGAUUUAAAUUCAGUGUUUUCAAAAUAAAGUUUUAUUCACUUCAAAAACAUGUAGCAUAAUGGCAAAUGAUCCUAAUUAAAGUGCUGUGGUGCUUUACUUAUUUUCAGCAAUGUAAAAUGUUGGAAAGUUCUUAAAUUAUGCAUUAAUUGGUACUUCAAAAGUAGAAUAUUUAAAGUUAGUUCUUCUAAGUAUUUUAAACAUUUGCUCUUGUGAUCUUGUUUACGUCAUUAAUUUGCAUCACAAAUAAAGUAUUAAGCAAAAAUUUCA
Pipistrellus kuhlii (Kuhl's pipistrelle) is the source of this 3119-nucleotide messenger RNA. RefSeq names its product WD repeat containing planar cell polarity effector (gene WDPCP). Gene Ontology annotation, biological process: cilium organization; nervous system development; establishment of protein localization. Gene Ontology annotation, cellular component: axonemal basal plate. The transcript has 18 exons. The record is from RefSeq and is a predicted model, not a curated record. Gene Ontology annotation, molecular function: protein binding. Bases 619 to 2772 code for a protein of 717 amino acids. Lineage: Eukaryota; Metazoa; Chordata; Mammalia; Chiroptera; Vespertilionidae.